GUUUGUUUGUGGCAAUCACUCUACAGAACAAGAUGGCAUCUUGGAAUUUCCUUCUGGGGUUUCUGCUGUAUCACACUUUCCAGUCAGCCUUGACACAGCUGCCUUCACAACCUGAGAGCUGCUCUGGCCAAAGCCAGAAAAUCUCCCUCAGCCACUCCUACAAGAUCGAUGUCCCUAAGUCCUCUCAAAUCAAGGUGGAGCCAGACCCUCUGCCUCUUCAAGAUGACAGCCACACACUGCUGGUUGGCGGCGAAACAGAUGAGGAGCAAAAUAUUAUAUUCAGGCACAACAUUCGGCUGCAGACACCCAAAGGGGACUGUGAAGUCUUAAGCCAGCUCAAGGCCUUGUUGGACAGGAUGGUGAAGAUGGAGAUAGAAGUGGUACACCUGAGGGAGAUCUGUAGUCCUCAGAAAUGCUGUGGGAGAAGCCAAGGGGUCUCUUCUUGUAGCGGCCAUGGGACUUUCAGCCAAGAGCUUUGUAGCUGCCGAUGUGACGAAGGCUGGGAAGGCGAGGACUGUUCCCGCGCUACCUGCCCAGGGAAUUGCAACGGCAAUGGGCGCUGCAUUGCUGGUUACUGCGUUUGCAAUGCACGUUACAGUGGUGAAGAUUGCAGCCAGCUCCUGUGUCCUGGGAACUGCAAUGGAAAUGGGAUCUGCAUCAAUGGGGUCUGCCAGUGCUACAAGGAAUACAUUGGGGAUGACUGCUCCGAGAAGAGGUGCCCCAAUGACUGCAGUGGCAACGGAUACUGUGAUAAUGGGGAGUGCUACUGUGAGGAUGGCUUCAUUGGACUUGACUGCUCCAAAGUGAUCGCCCCUUGGAAUGCACGGCUCCUUAAAUCCUCAGAGGAUUCUCUGACUAUUGGCUGGGAUAAGAUUACAGAUGUGGAUUAUUACCUCAUCAGCUACUUUCCUGUUGGGCACGAAGCAUCCGUGAAGCAAGUGCGAGUGCCCAAUGAUCAGCUCAGCUAUGAGAUUUUAAAUCUUCUUUCUGGCACAAAGUAUGUCAUCACAAUUCACCACGUGAAGAAGGGGGUUUCCAGUGACCCGAGCCUUCUGCAAGCCAGCACAGUUGUGGCCACCAUUGAUGCUAUUUGGGUGACCGAAGCGACAGAGAAUUCCCUGGAAGUGGAGUGGGAGAAUCCUGCAACAGAGGUGGAUUAUUACAAGCUGAGAGUCAGUUCGGUACAUGGAUUCGGGGAGGAGAAGGAGGUAUUGGUCCCCAAAAGCAGUGACCCCAAGAGCAGGUACAUCAUCACAGGCCUGAUACCAGGAACACAGUACAAGAUCACAGUGAUAUCCAUGAAGAAUGAGAUCGAAGGGAAACCAUCAUCUGUCAAUGGCUGGACAGAAAUCGAUGGCCCGUCUAAUCUGGUAACCAACCAUGUAACAGAAGACACAGCCACCAUAUCUUGGCAUGGGCCCCAGGCUCCCAUAGAAAGAUACAUCGUGACCUAUACUUCAGCUGAUGGGGACACCAAAGAGAUGUCUGUCGGGAAGGACAAGACAACCACUACCUUAAUGGGACUGAAGCCAGGCAUGGAAUACACCAUCUACAUCUGGGCUGUGAAGGGAGCCCAGCAAAGCCGGAAGGCCAGCACUAGAGCCCUAACAGAAAUGGAUAGCCCUACGAACCUGAUGACAGACCAAACUACUGAGAACUCAGCCACCAUCUCCUGGAAGAAGCCCUUGGCCGUCAUAGACCGAUACAUACUGAGCUAUACCUCUGCUGAUGGGGAAACCAGAGAGAUCGCAAUUGGGAAGGAUAAGACCAGCACCACCUUGACUGGCUUGAAGCCAGGCAUGGAAUAUGUCAUCUACAUCUGGGCCUUGAAGGGAACUAAGUCAAGCAAGAGGAUAAGCACAAAAGCUGUGACGGAAAUUGACCCGCCGCGGAAUGUCCAUGUAUCAGAUGUGACUCAGUCCAGCGCAGUGGUGACAUGGAUGCCACCUGAUGCUCAGAUUAAUGGGUAUCUCCUCACUUAUCAAGAGCAAGAUGGAACCAUCAGGGAAGUCCGGCUAGGUCCCAAUGAACAAAAGUUUGUGUUAGAAGGCCUGAGUCGGGGUACUAAAUAUACCAUUUAUAUCAUGGCCUUUAAGGGAGACCGCUGGAGCAGAAAAGCAGCCAUUGCCUUUUCCACGGUCAGCUUACUGUAUCCCUACCCUGCCGACUGCAGCCAGACCCAGCAAAAUGGGCAUUCCACAAACGGCAUGUACACCAUCUAUAUCGACGGUGACCUCAACAGGCCCUUCCAAGUGUACUGCGACAUGACCACUGAUGGCGGUGGAUGGAUAGUGUUUCAGCGCCGAAACACGGGGCAGCUAGAUUUCUUUAAACGCUGGAGGAACUAUGCUGAAGGCUUUGGAGAUCCUAGAGAGGAAUUUUGGCUUGGCCUGGAAAAGCUUCAUGAACUUACUGGCAAUGCUCCCAUCCCAUUUGAGCUGAGGGUGGAUUUGCAUACCCACAACGAUUCUGCCUACGCCAAAUAUGACCUCUUCCGGGUGGGCUCCAGCAGGGAGAGGUACAGGCUGUCAGUAGGAAACUACAGAGGCAGUGCCGGGGAUGCUAUGACUUACCACAAUGAGAGGAAAUUUACCACCUGGGACAGAGACAACGACAUUGCCAUCAGCAACUGUGCAAUCACACACCACGGAGGCUGGUGGUACAAGAACUGCCAUUUGGCGAACCUCAAUGGUAAAUAUGGAGAUGACAGACAUAGCGAGGGAGUUAAUUGGGAGCCAUGGAAAGGCCAUUUAUACUCCAUCCCUCGCACCGAGAUGAAGAUACGGCCGCGGUCACACAGCUUUGACUCAGUCCUGGGCCGGAAGAGGAGAUCUCUGGCAGAGAAGAGGAAAGAGAUGAGCAUUUAGAUUUGUUUUCUGCAAAUGCUGUGCUUGUGAAGCCAAGCACAGGAACCUAUUAGCAUGUAACAAGCGCAUUUAUAACCACAAGCAACUGGCUUGCGUCCGCCUCAAAGAAACCUUCCUGUUUAAUUAGGUGGGAUCACUUGACCAACAUGUCAGAGAAGAGGCUGGUGAGAACUAAGGGCCAGUUCAUAUAGUACAGUCGUGUAUUGUAGCUCCCAUUUGCCUCUUGUUCUACCAGCCACGACAAGCAUUGGUGGCUGGAGAGCCCUGUUCCAAUUAUU
This is a messenger RNA of Heteronotia binoei (common prickly gecko), 3145 nucleotides long. It is a transcript of the gene TNN, whose product is annotated as tenascin N. NCBI's taxonomy places the organism in Eukaryota, Metazoa, Chordata, Lepidosauria, Squamata, Gekkonidae. Gene Ontology annotation, molecular function: protein binding. The record is from RefSeq and is a predicted model, not a curated record. The coding region runs from base 33 to 2867 and encodes 944 amino acids. The transcript has 14 exons.